Molecule: messenger RNA, 1494 nt
Organism: Wasmannia auropunctata (little fire ant)
Lineage: Eukaryota; Metazoa; Arthropoda; Insecta; Hymenoptera; Formicidae
Exons: 7
Coding region: 294-908 (204 amino acids)
Source: RefSeq, a predicted model, not a curated record
GGCUUGCUCGGUAUCGGCGCCCGCGACGCGUUUAGUUUCGCGCGAGCUUGCAGCGGUGGAGGACGCUUCAACGGCCGGCGAGACGGGCGGUACGUCGAGAGGGAAAAUUCGAAAUAACGCGACACACGAUCGGAUCGCUUCGCUGUGACGAAGGAAAGAGAGCAAAAGGAUUACGGAGAAAGAAAGUUUGCGGAGAGUUUGAGACGGAGGUUUUUCUGUGCCGAGCGCGACGACUGCGGAAUUUGUUCGCAGGAUCUCAGUUAAAAGGCGCAUAAAACGUGCGGACGUCCCAUAUGAUAACGCAGAUGAAGAACCUCGCGAAGGAUCCCAUCGGCGAUAUGUCUACUUACGAAAGGUCGAACGACGAGCAUCAACUGUCGACGAUAACGAGGAUCGUAGGGGUGUGCACCGCUAUUGUUGUGUGCGGCGUCGGCGCGGAUGUGGCGUACCAUCGGCACGUCAUGGGGCUUUACGUUACGGCGGCGUCGGGGGUGAUCUUUUUCCUCGAGGUGACUUGGGCCAUCACACUGUUCGUGCAGCUCUGUGUCAGGAACGAGGAGUCUCUCUGCUCGCGCUGCUGGUCCGGCGUUCUGUCGGCCACGCGGGGCUGGCGAAGAGCGUUGUUCUACCUGCCGUUGUCCUGCAUCCUGGCGUGGCGACCCAAUAAACUUUGGUUAUCCUACGUCGCGGCCGGCUUGUUGGCGGUACUGUCCCUGCUGCAUAUUGCAUCGAGCGCGCUGGGACGACGAGAUUCUUGCCAAUCGAAUGCCGACUCGGUAGGCGAGAGCCUCUUGAACUCCAGGCAGGAGAAUUACGACCGCUUUGAGGAAGUCCUGGUGACGGAGGUUCUCGAUGACGGGGUGUCAGGACCAGGACGCUGUCCCGGGGACAGCGACGGCGAGAUAUGACACGAGCGACGGUCCUCCUGGGCCAGCGAGUCCGACGAGGAUAGCGAGCUUGAACAGAGGACAUGUCAAAUUGCCACGCUGUCUUAGUCCUUUGCGACUGGACCUCGAAUCGAUCUAGUCGCGUGUCAAAGAGAGUCAAUUGAGCACUCGGAUUCUGUUUGCGGCGAGAACGAACGCGAGAAUUGCGCGAGGCCGAAGUAAUGCCUUCUAAAAUUGUGUAAAUUGAGAAAAUGUCGGAGAAGUCAUCCGUGGCAGAUUUGAUAAAUCUAAGAAUAAAGAUGAGAGAGUUUUGAUUUAUUGAUUUACAAAUCUACAAAAGAAAAAAAACGACGUGAAAUAAUCGCAUCGUUGUGCGUGCGCGUGAAGGAAUGAAUGUGCGCGAAUAUUUUUCUUAGACAGACACUUGUUAGUUACAUAUAAUUUUCUAUACGUUAUGUCUUUUAGGAAAUCAUAGAUAUAAAUGUAUAAUAUAUAAUUGCAUGACGUUCAAAGAACAGCCGUAAAGUUUUGAUUAUAAAGCGAUCACUCGAUAAGCUAUAUUAAAUUGUCAAUAUAUAAAAUUGCUAAUAAAUAUUUUCUAAAAGCA